AUGGAGAAGCUCAACGAAAAGGCGCCAAACCAGAGUUACAGCAGUUGGAAAGAGAAGAGCGAAAGCGACAGCGGUUCAGGCACGAAAGAAACUACCUUUGUCGUAUGUGCAAUAUGCCUCGAAACGCUACAGGAGGACGAUCCGAUUCGUAAGCUGUCGUGCGAUCAUAUUUUCCACUCUCUUUGUCUGGCAAAGUGGUUUUUGAAAAGACAUGAGACGUGUCCGCUCUGUAAAGCAUCAUUCAUGCGUACGCCAGAGAAACCGAAAAGCCCUGUACAGAUUCCAGAACGAGCACAUACCAGAUGA
This is a messenger RNA of Trichoderma citrinoviride, 306 nucleotides long. RefSeq lists its product as hypothetical. Lineage: Eukaryota; Fungi; Ascomycota; Sordariomycetes; Hypocreales; Hypocreaceae. The transcript has 2 exons. Gene Ontology annotation, biological process: protein ubiquitination. The coding region runs from base 1 to 306 and encodes 101 amino acids. The record is from RefSeq and is a predicted model, not a curated record. Gene Ontology annotation, molecular function: ubiquitin protein ligase activity.